Pelecanus crispus (Dalmatian pelican) is the source of this 744-nucleotide messenger RNA. NCBI's taxonomy places the organism in Eukaryota, Metazoa, Chordata, Aves, Pelecaniformes, Pelecanidae. The record is from RefSeq and is a predicted model, not a curated record.
AGCCCACAUCAUGGGGGAUGUGAAGCUGGUGACAUCUACUCGAGUCUCCAAAACGUCCCUGACACUCAGCCCCCCUGUCCCUGCUGAAGCACCAGCAUUUACUCUUCCUCCUCGGAAUAUUCGAGUGCAGCUGGGAGCCACUGCAAGAUUUGAGGGGAAGGUCAGAGGCUACCCCGAGCCUCAGAUCACGUGGUACAGAAAUGGGCAUCCUGUCCCGGAGGGAGACCAUUAUGUCGUGGACCGCAGCAUUCGGGGGAUAUUCAGCUUGGUAAUCAAAGAUGUACAGGAAGGUGAUGGUGGUAAAUACACCUGUGAAGCUGCAAAUGAUGGUGGGGUUCGUCAAGUGACUGUGGAACUGACAGUGGAAGGAAACUCCUUGAAGAAAUACAGCCUGCCAUCCAGUGCCAAAACCCCUGGGUAAGAAGUCCACUUUGAUAUUGUUUCAUAGACACCUAAAUAUGUUUUGGUAGGAAAACAAGUAAAAUGACUCUUUCUAAAGAAUAACCACUUCGCCCUGUUUUAAGUGCCUCUUACAUUUUGUCUUUAGCUCUGAUUCAUUUUCAGGGCCAGUCAGACAGGGUUGGAUUCUUGCCCAGUUCUCAGUAAUUUCUCACUGGAAACGUAUCCCCAAGGCUCCUUACCUGUGCAAGAAUCAGAGGGAAUGGAGGAAAGCAAAGCCUGGUAGUUAAUGACUCUGUUCUGUACAGCAUUGCAUUGGAAUAGAGUAACUGCUUGGCAUGAUUU